CUGGUAUCCUUCCCCGAGCAUCAGAUGGAGAGGAAAACACAGGGUGGAGUCAGCUCUCGCACAAAGGAAAUGUUGAGGUUGUAAAUCGUGCCCAAGCCGAGCACUGAGAGCAGCCACUGGAAGCAGCCGCGGUGACCGGCGGUCAUGACAACGGAGACAGGCCCCGGCUCUGAGGUGAGGAACGCGCAGGAAGAGGCUCCGCAGCAGCAGCUGGGGGCGGCCGCCCAGGGCCCCACGGCCGCUCCCAGCCCCGCCGGCCGCGACACCGACCCCAAUGAGAAGCUCGGGGCACAGCCCGACACCCGAAACAUGGAGCCGGGCACAGACAUGGAGGACAAGGACUACAGUGAGACAGAUGGACUGUCUGACAAAACAACUCCAAGCAAGACCCAGAAGUCACCCCAGAAAACCACCAAGAAAGUGAAGAGUGCCCUGUGCAGGGUGACCCUGCUCGAUGCGUCCGAGUAUGAGUGCGAGGUGGAGAAACACGCCCGAGGCCAGGUGCUCUUUGACAUGGUGUGCGAGCACCUCAACCUCCUGGAGAAAGACUACUUCGGCCUCACCUUCUGUGAUUCAGACAGCCAGAAGAACUGGCUGGACCCUUCCAAGGAGAUCAAGAAGCAGAUCCGCAGUGGGCCCUGGAACUUCGCCUUCACUGUGAAGUUCUACCCUCCAGACCCUGCCCAGCUCACAGAGGACAUCACCAGAUACUACCUGUGCCUGCAGCUCCGUGCCGACAUCAUCACGGGGCGCCUGCCCUGCUCCUUCGUCACCCACGCCCUGCUGGGCUCCUACGCCGUCCAGGCUGAGCUGGGUGACCACGACACCGAGGAGCACGUGGGCAACUACGUGAGCGAGCUGCGCUUCGCCCCCAACCAGACGCGGGAGCUGGAGGAGCGCAUCAUGGAGCUGCACAAGACCUACCGGGGAAUGACCCCUGGGGAAGCAGAGAUCCACUUCCUGGAGAACGCCAAGAAGCUCUCCAUGUACGGAGUGGACCUGCACCAUGCCAAGGACUCCGAGGGCAUCGACAUCAUGCUGGGUGUCUGCGCCAACGGCCUCCUCAUCUACAGGGACCGGCUGCGCAUCAACCGCUUCGCCUGGCCCAAGAUCCUGAAAAUUUCCUACAAGAGGAGCAACUUCUACAUCAAGAUCCGCCCGGGGGAGUAUGAACAGUUUGAGAGCACCAUUGGCUUCAAGCUGCCCAACCACCGCUCAGCCAAGAGGCUCUGGAAGGUCUGCAUAGAGCAUCACACCUUCUUCAGGCUGGUGUCCCCAGAGCCACCCCCCAAGGGCUUCCUGGUGAUGGGAUCCAAGUUUCGGUACAGCGGGCGCACGCAGGCGCAGACGCGCCAGGCCAGCGCCCUCAUCGACCGCCCCGCGCCCUUCUUCGAGCGCUCCUCCAGCAAACGCUACACCAUGUCCCGCAGCCUGGACGGAGAGUUCUCGCGCCCAGCCUCCGUCAGCGAGAACCACGAUGCCGGGCCUGAGGGUGAGAAGCAGGAUGAGGACGGUGAGUUUGGCAGCAGGAGACGCUCUGAGACAGAGGAUGAGGAGGUGACCACCCCGACGAAGAUCAAGGAGCUGAAGUUUUUAGACAAGCCAGAGGAUGUUUUGCUGAAGCAUCAGGCCAGCAUCAAUGAGCUGAAGCGAACCUUGAAGGAGCCCAACAGCAAACUGGUUCACAGGGACCGGGACAGGAGGCUGCCUUCCUCACCAGCCUCUUCCUCACCCAAGCACGAGGAUGAAACACCAAAGGGAACCCCUGAAAAGGCCACUGAGAGAGCGGGCGUGAGGGAGGGGCCUGAGGAGAGGGUGAAACCGCCCCGGCACAGGGCCCCCGAGAGCGACACCGGCGACGAGGAGCCCGACCAGGAGAAGGACUCGGUCUUCCUGAAGGACAACCACCUGGCCAUCGAGCGCAAGUGCUCCAGCAUCACGGUCAGCUCCACCUCCAGCCUGGAAGCGGAGGUGGACUUCACCGUCAUCGGGGACUUCCACAGCACAGCCUUUGAGGACAUCUCCCGGAGCCUGCCCGAGCUGGACAAGGACAAGAGCGAAACGGAAGAUGAAGGCCUGGCUUCCUUCCAGCACACUGACAAAGUAGUUUCCGGACUGGAAGAGGAUGUCAAAGGCAGGGAUAAGGUCUCCCAGCCCAGCCCAGAUGUCUCCCAGCCAGAGCCUUCAGCCCCAAAAGUGGACGCUGUGACUGUGAAGAAGCCUGAAGCAGAAGGCUCCACUCCCCAUCGGGUCAGCACCACAGACACAGCCCAGGUGGAUGGAGGCACCCCAGGCAGCAGGGACACCACCACCACUGCCCAGGAUCAAGGCACCAAGGCUGGUAAAGGGGCCGCUCCCAGCACAGACCUUCGCUCCCUGUCACCGAUCUCCGGCGGCUCCGCUGGGAAGGAGGUGCUCACCAGCAUAUUCAGCGCCACUGCGGAAACGCUCUCCACUUCCACCACCACCCAUGUUACCAAGACUGUGAAAGGGGGGUUCUCCGAGACCCGGAUAGAGAAGCGCAUCAUCAUCACGGGAGAUGAAGAUGUGGACCAGGACCAGGCACUGGCUUUAGCAAUCAAAGAGGCAAAACUCCAGCAUCCUGACAUGCUGGUAACCAAAGCUGUGGUGUACAGAGAAACAGAGCCCUCUCCAGAGGAAAGGGACAAGAAACCUCAGGAAUCUUGACCAACAUGUUCCUGGAAGUCAACAUCUAUAUUCCAACCUGGAGAACAGGGGAGAAGGAGCCUUCAUGCUGGAUUUCUCAGCAAGACAUAGACAUCCUGGCUGCAAUGUUCAUGGCAAGAGACAAAAAUUUUUAAAAAAGGAAUAGCAAAUAUAUUAUAUAUAUAUAUACAUACAUACAUAUAUAUAUAUAUAUAUAAAAACAGGAAACAAAAUGCAUCCUUGCACUGCUGCUAUAUGCUGGAAUCGAAUAGCAAACAACACCACCAAUAAACAAAGCCAACCCUCUGCAGAUAAAUUGAAGAUUUCCUGGAUUGGUGAUCAAAUCAGAUUUAAAAAGUCAUAAUAAUAACAAUAAUCUCGGUAACAAUACAAUAAGCCACCAUCUUGCAUGUUACAUGAAAGGACACACAAUCAUGAGUUCAUUUGUUGCACACUGAAUGGAAAGAAAAAUUGCUUUGCAACAAAGCAAGUAAGCAAACUGAAGUAAUAUACCACAAGCAGAAGCAAAACCAUUCCCCACCUCUGGAAAGAAGAGAGAAAAACAUUCAAGUUAUGACCAUAGAGUUAUUUUCCAAUUCACAAGUGUCGUUUUGCCCUUCUCCUCAUUCCAUGCUGGUUUUUUGCAUUUUUUGGGGGUUCUGUUGACUCUUCCCCUUCCCUUCCUUAUCUUCUCUGUGCACUUGUCCAACCUCUUGUUCUCUGAAGGUAUUUAGGAAUGGGUUUCAUUUCAAACAAAGCAAAUGAUAUGUACAUGGUUUCUCAUCUCUAAUGAGCAGCCUGUGGGG
Messenger RNA from Pseudopodoces humilis (Tibetan ground-tit), 3473 nucleotides. Lineage: Eukaryota; Metazoa; Chordata; Aves; Passeriformes; Paridae. The record is from RefSeq and is a predicted model, not a curated record.